CCUCACCGUACCCGAUCUCAAGACCACACCGCCCUGCGUCAGAGUCCUCUUCAGACUGGCUGAACUGCUACUGUUUUGUUGAGUGUAGUAUAAGAGCACUCAGACAUUGCUGAUAAAAGACUUCUAUUAUGUCUUCCUCUAUCGUCGAAGUGGACUGCAGUGCUUCGCUGUUCUGCUUUGGGUACACGGCUGUUUAUAGUUUAAACGCUGACUAACGCUCUCUACCUCCACUUAGUAAUUCAUUGUUUUGUCUCUCGGGCUCCUCCUACAGACAACGGUCCUUUUCUUCAUGCAAUUCUGCCAUAUUUGGCAGUUAAUUCGCUGCUGUUUCAUAGCUGCCGGGGCAAACGGUAAAGUCCGAAGCAGCCAGGGAAAUUGUGUUUUAUGCAGGGUCUGUGGUCUUUCCCUUCCCUUCUUCAACUUCCAUUUAGCUCCGUCGGCCGAGCCACCAGGCUGGAAAUAUCGACGCCCGUCACUCUUCCUGCCUGUCUCUCUGUCUUCUAUCUUCACACAUUCUUCCUUCCUCGAAUCUGUCUUUCUCUGCUUCCAGAUCUCAGAUUUAUAUCACAGAUACCAACCCGUCGGCUUCUGUUUAUUUCAAUCACCGAUCUAUAUACAGAUUUAGGGUCCUCUUCCCUGGGAGAUUAAUUGUUUUGGCAGCUGAUGGCCCUACCGCAGCCGCGCCCAAUAACCCGCACAGGGAAAAAUGUAAACAAUACACUCUCACUUCUU
Molecule: messenger RNA, 732 nt
Organism: Myxozyma melibiosi
Lineage: Eukaryota; Fungi; Ascomycota; Lipomycetes; Lipomycetales; Lipomycetaceae
Exons: 1
Coding region: 290-625 (111 amino acids)
Source: RefSeq, a predicted model, not a curated record